AUGGACAGGCCACAGGAGAAGACUGGCAAACGGGCCUCCAUCAAGAAGAAGAUGGAGAAGCUGAGAAGGUGGAGCACCUCGUCCAGCACAGCGAGCGUGGACGGGGUGGGGAGCAGUGCCAGACCCCCCCGGACCAAGGCCCUCAGCCUGUCCUCCCCGCCCGAGGGGAUGGGGGACCUGGAACGGGAGCUGGACCAGGAGAUGGAGAAGCAGAGGAGGAAGCUGAGGCCCAUCGUGGACCCGGUCUUCGGUCAGAAGGGGGCAGUGGAGGGGGGCGGGGCCCCUUUGGCGGCGGCGGUCCUGGGGGGAGUGUGCGGCCCCCGGGGGCAGGCGGGGCACGGCCCGGACGAGGAUGAGCAGCUUCCCCUGGACGAUUCGGGGAGCGAGCGGGACUUCGAUGGGCCCCUGUGCGCGCUCGUGCAGAACUGCACCAUGCUGCAUAACAUCGUGGGGCCUGCCUGCAUCUUCCUCAGACAGGAUUUUGCCCAGUCCCAGCUCGAUAGAGACUUGCGCCCAGAAGAAAUUGAAGAGCUGAAGGAGGCCUUCAGAGAGUUCGAUAAGGACAAAGACGGCUUCAUCAGCUGUAAGGACCUGGGGGAGUGCAUGCGGACCAUGGGCUACAUGCCCACUGAGAUGGAGCUGAUCGAGCUGAGCCAGCAGAUCUGUGGCGGCAGAGUUGAUUUUGAAGACUUUGUUGAGCUGAUGGGACCCAAAAUGCUAGCAGAGACUGCAGAUAUGAUCGGAGUUAAAGAGCUGAGAGAUGCCUUCCGAGAGUUCGACUCAAACGGCGAUGGGCAGAUCAGCUUGGCGGAGCUGAGGGAGGCCAUGAAGAAGCUGAUGGGAGAGCAGCUGAACCACAGAGAGAUCGACGAGAUCCUGAGAGACGUGGAUCUCAACGGAGACGGACUGGUUGACUUCGAGGAGUUUGUCAGAAUGAUGUCACGCUAAGGCAGAGAGCAGCAUCCGAGAGGAGCUACGAGGAGAGGGGACCAGAACAGG
Molecule: messenger RNA, 999 nt
Organism: Megalops cyprinoides (Indo-Pacific tarpon)
Lineage: Eukaryota; Metazoa; Chordata; Actinopteri; Elopiformes; Megalopidae
Product: calcium-binding protein 5-like
Exons: 8
Coding region: 1-948 (315 amino acids)
Molecular function (GO): calcium ion binding
Source: RefSeq, a predicted model, not a curated record